AUGCGCCCACCGUUUUUUGUGGGUUUUCUGCUACUCGUCUUGUUGGUUGUGAGUUCAUCACCAACAUUGCUUUGCACUGUGCUGGCCACUGCCACUAAUGGUGAUGGGAUUUCUCUGGUGGAUGUUAGAGAUUUGAUAGCGAAGGAUAUCAUUGUUGGCGUGAAAUCAUUCUUGACUCUCUUCGUUUCGGUCAAUUCUCCUCUGGCCGCAAAUUUCUCCUCGUCAAAUUCAACCAUCAAUGAAUUGGUUCAAUUCCUGGGGAAGAAUCAGAUUAUUGGCACCAAUCAACAAGUGGCUAUUGGAGUAUCCCAGCAAGAUAACCUCCGAUAUUUCAACAAGUGGCUCUCAUUCAACAAUAUUUCAUCAUCGCAUGACAGGAUUAUUUCCACUACUGUCAUCAAUCCAACAUUGAUGCCCUGUGGAAGGAAUAUCAAUCCAUUUGAGUCGUUUGGUGGAGUGUUGAUGGACACGUACAAUUUUACGUACUUUGUCAGAGGAUACAGGGACUAUUUUGGAGACCAGAAAACCAAGUCAGCAAAUGGUCUCAUUAAUUCGUAUGAUUUCAAACCAUUUCCAUUGAUACCCUCGAUGGUUUAUAUUAAGAAUAGAAAUGGCAUGUCUAUUGAGGGAGUGAAUGCAUCUCAGAAUGUUUUUGAAAUUAGUCCAAUGACUUGUGAAAAUUCAAAUAUUGCAGAUGCUGAAAUUUUAAGGUUUUUAACUGGGUAUUCCAUGUUCACACCGUUGCAUAUUCAGACAUUGGAAUAUGUAUUGAAUAUUUCACUUCAGUACGAUACUUCACUCUUGACAAGUAACCAAGCAUCAUUUCUAGCACUGAAUAAUUUGACAUCUCUUUAUUGGUCGAAUGAUUAUGUAAUGUCUCGUCUCUUCCCUUCUACUUGUCACUUUUGUACCACUACAAACUGUUUGGGAGAGAAUUUCAUUAAUGGAGACUAUUUCAUCAUAGCUUACACUUCACUCACACUCAUUUACUUUAUUUGUUUAUUCUCUACGGGAAGUUUCAAAUUGCCAUCACUCAAAAGACGUAUGCUUGUGCCUUACAUUCCACUACUGAGCUGGGUCAUGUUUAUUCUAUUCACAUCGUUCAUGUCGUUUGUAUGCAGUGCUCCAGUGCAUUAUGUGGCCAUGGUUAUUACCAUAUAUUGGGUUCUCAUUUACACAUUUACAGUGAUUCGAUUUGUGUACUUGAGAAACUUGUAUCAAAUCAUUUCGACUUCUAACCACAAGAAAAUGCACAGGUUUCUGGCCUCUUCCAAAUUUGGGUUUGUUUUCACAGGACUAUUUUCAUUUGGACUGGCACUUGUAAUAUCAUCUGAUGGUAUUUUUUGCUUUUUUACUGACAGUAGCACUUCAGUUAUUUUCAGAACCAUCAAUCUCUUUGCUUAUUUCAUUAUUGGUUGCCUUAUUGCCAUGUUAGCCCUUGUCAUUGAUAUGGUUAUGAAUCGAAAGAAAAUUAAGCAGGAUGGUAUCAUGAAAUUCUUAUUGUUUGACGAUCCAUUCCACAUCAGAAUUGAUUUGAUAUCAUUCUUCCUAAUUUUUUUGAUUGCUUUGGGUAUUGUAAUUGGUUUACUGGCAUUACCUAUCGAUGGUAGUUUGGGUCCAGUUGGUGGUUUUCUCAAUACAGUUGCCUGCUUUUGUAUCUUGAUGAUUUGUGGAGGAAAUUCAAUGAUUGUGGAGAUAGUUAAUAAGAUUAGAUUCAGAGGAGUGGAAAAGAAAGAACAAAGUGAAUUGGAGAAUCUUUUGGCUACCAAUGCCUCCAUCAGAGAAUUAUUGACAGAAUACUCAAGAAAUGAAUACAGUUUAGAAAAUGUUCUGUGCUUUGAAAAGAUUAGGCAAUGGUCUAAUAAUUUUGCACAAAUGGACAAGACCGUUUCCUUGAAUGAUUUGUUGAAAUUUGAGGAGGAAUUUGUGAGAACUUACGCAAAGUAUGAAGUUAACAUUUCACAUAGCACCAAAGAAAAGUUUUUAGAGUUAGUAGAAACAUGCAGAAAUCUGACGAAUCAAGUGGAAAAUGUAUCACUGGAAGAUGCAACACCAAGAGGUAACACAUCACGAAGAGCAAGUGGUGUGACAAUUCAACAAUUGUACAAAGUUAUCAUGUUGGAUCUCAUGUUCAAUAUUGGAGAUACUUUUUCACGUUUGCAAAGGACAGAACAAUAUAUUGAGUGGAAAGCUAUCAACAGUUUACAAGAACACAUACAGGAUACGCCUCUCAAAAAUGUGUAA
Molecule: messenger RNA, 2244 nt
Organism: Naegleria gruberi
Lineage: Eukaryota; Heterolobosea; Eutetramitea; Acrasida; Naegleriidae
Exons: 1
Coding region: 1-2244 (747 amino acids)
Source: RefSeq, a predicted model, not a curated record